CAAGCUCCAACAAAGCUUUAGAAGUGAAGAAAGACAAACUAUUUUCAGGAUAAGAGAGAAAAAGAUGGCGAUUCAACUGAACCACUUCCGGGCAUCAACGCUGAAGCAAGAGAAGCAACCGCAGCCGCCUUUCUUCACUUCCUCAAAAACCCGAACGUUUAGGGUGGCUGCCGCGUCAAGCAACGCCCUGCAGCUAAUUCAGUCGGGGGAGGUGAAGCCUAUACCGCCGAAGGACGCAGCUACGGCCAUGAAUUCCGAGGGGUUCAGGUUACUUGACAUCAGACCCGAGUGGGAGCGAGAAAAAGCGCACGUCAAAGGGUCAGUUCACGUGCCCCUCUUCGUCAAGGACAUGGACAAUAGUCCCAUUACUCUUUUGAAGAAGUGGGUUCAUUUUGGCUACAUUGGGCUGUGGACUGGCCAAAACUUUACCAUGAUUAAUCCUAAUUUCAUCCGGGAGGUAGAAGCUGCUGUUCCUGACAAGGAUGCUAAGCUGCUUGUAGCUUGUGGCGAAGGGCUCAGGUCCAUGAUGGCAACUUCAAAGUUAUACGAGGGAGGAUACAAGAACUUGGGGUGGUUGGCCGGAGGAUUCAAUCGUGCUGCAGAUGGUGAUUUCCCGGAAGUGGAAGGACCUGAAAAGUUGCAAUAUGCUACGCUUGGGGGUGCUUCGUACUACUUUUUUCAAUUGCUCCUUCUCUUACAAGCCGUGGGCAAAGAGUAAUUUGAGGAGCUAGAGUCGUUUCUGCUCAAGUUUUUACUAAUUGUGAAGUAGUUACGAGCCUUGCUAAUCAGCAAGUUUCUGUUGGUUGUAAUUCGCUCAUUUUAGCUUCAGAGUUCUGAGAUCUUUUUAUUGAAUUCAUAUGCCUCUUCUUGGCAACAUGUUUUAAUGGGGAAAUUUUGUUUAAAACCA
This is a messenger RNA of Theobroma cacao (cacao), 907 nucleotides long. RefSeq names its product Rhodanese/Cell cycle control phosphatase superfamily protein. The record is from RefSeq and is a predicted model, not a curated record. NCBI's taxonomy places the organism in Eukaryota, Viridiplantae, Streptophyta, Magnoliopsida, Malvales, Malvaceae. Gene Ontology annotation, cellular component: chloroplast.